Cuscuta campestris is the source of this 1689-nucleotide messenger RNA. Lineage: Eukaryota; Viridiplantae; Streptophyta; Magnoliopsida; Solanales; Convolvulaceae. The record is from the annotation of a GenBank genome assembly.
AAAAGCUUGGAGACCUGCUGCACGAAGAAGAUCGGAGUGGAGAGAUUAUCCAUCAAAAUUGCCCAAAUCGAAGUGAAUUCAAUCGCGAGUGAAUUGCAAAUUCCUUCUCCAAAAAUUGCAAAUUCCUUCUCCAAAAACAGCGAAUAAGCUCGUGAAUUGGAUGCACCAGUUGUAGGCGCACCCCAGAUUCCAAAAAUGAUGCAAAGCAAGCUCAAAUUCAUGGAGUAAUGGGCGAUUUCAUCUUCGCGGCACUGUUCAUCCAGCGGCGAGAGAGCAAUAUAUAUUCAAGGGCCGAUUCCCAUUGAACCUUAGAAGGAAGCUAAGUGUCCUUGGAUCUGCAACAAUCUUCAUCACUCAGGUUGUGCAAAUCCAAGAGGAGGAAGAAGAUAAGAAUGGAGAAUGGGGAUGGAAAUGAGAACUCUUUACACAAGCCACCCAAGAGUCACCUUCAUGAAGGCACAACAAUACCUUCUUCUUCUUCUUCUUCCUCGUCAUCAUCAUCAUCAUCUUCUUCUUCUUCUUCGUGUUUUGAAGAUCAAACAAUCAAUCUAGAACAAUCUCAGCACUCACCUAGCCAUGCCGAAUCGUUAUCUUGUCAAGAUAUUCCAACCCACACGCCUCGAUGGAGCAUGAUGAGUGGUUCUCCUAGUGAUAGCUCUCACAUAUCUUCAUCCCCCGAGAACCAAUCACAUCAAACCACCCAACUCACAGGAUAUGAUCCUAGUCGCAUUCCUCUCACGGUUUUUGACACCAAGUCUACAAAUGCAGCAGUGGACUGGAGUGUCGCGUCUACGGAGUCAUUGUUCAGCGUUCACAUGGGUAAUAAUAGCUUUUCCAGAGACAAUGCACUAUUGCAGAAGAACAAUACAUCCGAAGAUGGGACUGCGGCGUUUCCUUCUGAAGCCACUAAGCAACAUAAUGAGCGCAAGAGCUUCUCUUCUGCACUUCCCCCUGUUAUGGAAGGGGCAUUACUGGGUAAUGAGGAGAAGAUUGAGCAUACAUCCGAGGCAUUGCAAGUGCAACAAGGACCUAGUGUAAUUAAAAGUCCAAAACCAGUGGACCAGAAGCAAAAGACGCAAGAGAAUAGCAGGAUCGCCGCAUCUUGUGAAAUUCAUUCAUUUGCUAUCACCUCUAACAAAUCAGAUGAAAGAGGAGGAAGAGCCACUCCUUGUCUGAAUGCCCCGCGGCUUUCUGAUGAAAGUGGAGCCGGAAGCAGUUCCUUUGCUUUCCCAUUACUUGUAAAUGAUGGUGGAAAUGCUUCAUCGUUGAAAUCGGUGCCUGAGGGGAAGGGAGAACCAGAACAACCGUCAGAGCCAAGCCAAGUAGAGCCGGGAAGCUCAAAAGAAGUGUCGAGAGCGGUUGAGAACAAUUGGUUUUCAUACUUGUUUUGUUUGAGACGAUGCAGUUGAUAUAUGUAUAUUAAACUGCUCUUAAAUCAUUUCUAAGGAAUUGAAGUGUUUCAAACAAGUGGGCUGUUGUGUGUGCUAUAUGUUUUGUUUGUGUAUGUCUCAGGUUCAUCUCAAACGGGGUUUGAUCACUUUGAUUAAUCGUACAUUGUGCUAAAGAGUAGAAUGCGACCCGUGCUGAUAUAUUCUAAAAAAGGCUCGCAUUUAAUCAACAAUUCCAACGGGCAAAAUAUUGUCAUAAGGGAUUUGUUGAUCCUAACUCCAAUGAAUGUUCACCUUCAGA